Messenger RNA from Cajanus cajan (pigeon pea), 2638 nucleotides. RefSeq lists its product as uncharacterized. The record is from RefSeq and is a predicted model, not a curated record. Lineage: Eukaryota; Viridiplantae; Streptophyta; Magnoliopsida; Fabales; Fabaceae.
UAUCACUGUCUCUUAUUUUAUGCCAUUUUAGUGGCGUUAUUUCCUCCCUCUUGUAAUUCAUUAUUCCCUCUAAUCUCUUUUUUUUCUCUGUUUAUCUCUCAAAUCUCUUGCACAUCACGAGUGUGUUACAACAUAAUACAAGUGAGGAUAGCUACCGGAAUGAGUUUGACAGGAAUUAUGGCUGGCUGCUACAUGGCACAUGAACAUACAAUGACAGGUCACUUUUGUAAUUCAUUAGACUGCAACAGGAAACGGCAUUCACUGUUUGUUGAAGACAAAAUUUGUACUGUUGAUACAUUUCAUCUCUAUGCUAACGUGUUGUUAGUUUUUUGGUUGUUCUUGGUGGCAAGCUCUUACUUUCUCUUGAGCAAAAAUGUCAAUGCUUUUGGCGGUUGCAGAGAAAAACGUGAGAAAGUUCAUUCAUCUGACCGAACUAUCUCUAAUACAAGCACAGAGAAUGAUGCAACUGUUGCAAAUGAUGCGUUUAGCUGUAACGAGAGUUUAAGGUGUUCUCAUAGAGGUUCAUCCAAUAACAGCUGGACCAAGUGUGAUGCUUACUUUGAGAUUUUAUAUUUAGACAAACAAAGUUACUUGCAUUCUUUACUCAAUCUUGAUGAAGACUCUGAGUGGCUCUCAGAUUUCAAGCCUUAUGGGCGUUCACGUGAGAACCCUUCUACUCCUUUUAGCUACGAGUGUGAUGCUUACCGUGAGAUUUCAGAUUUUGAUAAAGUAUGUAACUUGCAUUCUUUACUUAGUCUUGAAAAUGAAGACUCUGAGUGGUUCUCAGAUACGAAGUCUUGUGGAUGUUCUUCAGAGAGCCCUUCAACUCCUCUCAGCUACAAAUGUGAUUCUUAUUGUGAGAUUUUAGAUUUGGACCAAGCAAGUUACUUGCAUUCUUUACUGAAUCUUGAAGAUGAAGACUCUGAGUGGCUCUCAGAUUCGAAGCCUUGUGGAUGUUCACCUGAGAAUCCUUCAACUCCUCUUAGCUCCAAGUGUGAUGCUUCUUCUGAGAUUUCAGCUUUUGACAAAGCAAGUUACAUGCAUUCUUUACUCAGUCUUGAAGAUGAAGACUCUGAGUGGCUCUCAGAUUCAAAGUCUUUUGGAUGUUCGUUUGAGAAUCCUUCAACUCCUCUUAGCUACAAGUUUGAUGCUUUUUCUGAGAUUUCAGAUGCGGACAAAUUAGGUUACAUUCAUUCUUUACUCAAUCUUGAAGAUGAAGACUCUGAAUGGCUCUCAGAUUCGAAACCUUUUGGAUGUUCACUUGAGAACCCUUCAACUCCUCCUAGCUACAAAUUUGAUGCUUUUUCUGAGAUUUCAGAUUUAGAUAAUGUAAGUUACAUGCAUUCUUUACUCAAUCUUGAAGAUGAAGACUCUGAGUGGCUCUCAGAUGCAAAGUCUUUUGGAUGCUCAUCAAAGAACCCUUCAACUCCUCUUAACUGCAAGUUUGAUGCUUCUUCAGAGAUUUCAGAUUUAGACAAAGUAAGUUUCAUGCAUUUACUCAACCUUGAAGAUGAUGACUCUGAGUGGCUUUCAGAUGCAAAGUCUUUUGGAUGCUCAUCAGAGAACCCUUCAACUCCUCUUAGCUACAAGUGUGAUGCUUCAUCUGAGAUUUCACCUUUUGAUCAAGAAAGUUACGUGCAUUCUUUACUAAGUCUUGAAGAUGAAGACUCCAAGUGGCUCUCAGAUUCAAAGUCUUUUGGAAGCUCAUCUGAGAAUCUUUCAACUCCUCUUAGCUACAAGUAUGAUGCUUCUUCUGAGAUCUCAGAUUUGGACAAAGUAAGUUUCAUGCAUUUACUCAAUCUUGAAGAUGAAGACUCUGAACGUCUCUCAGAUUCUACCAGUUUGAGUAUUGUGGUUCCUCCUUCAAUCUCUACAAGCUCCUCAUUCUCUGGAGCACACUAUGGCAACUCGGAAUUGGAGCAUCUAUUAGAAGCUGCAGAUAUGGAAGUGUUCAGUGCUGAUGAACCACUUUUUUGGCCAUUUGAAGGGAAACACAAAUGGAAUUCUGAGGAGCCAUGGAGUUCAUUUUGUACCUCCCCUCGGAAAAGGUUUCUAUCCAACUCUAGAUCAAUGACAUCAAGGUUAAACACGUGUCCUAAAAGUUCAGCCAAGGUAGUACCUCUAGAGUGUGAAGAUGAAAAAGUUACACUGAAAAGUGGAGUGCUGAGCAAUACGGACCUUUUGGGAAAGGAGUAUUUUGCUUUGGGUCAGGAACUUCCCAUUGAGACAUUGGUGGGGCUCAAGGAAUUUGAUGGACAUGAAGGGCUUGAUUUUGAAUACAAUGAUGUUUUUCUUCUGGAUGAAUAUCUCCAAUAAUUUAAGCACACUAGCUUCGUAACCUAGUGAAGACUGAAGAGCAAGUAUGACUGCAACUUAUUAGAUUAUAUCAGUAUAGACAAUAGAGUACACUUAGGUUCUCUUUAACUGCCUUUAUAUGAUCUAAUGCUUACUACAUGUCUUAAUUAAAUAUGUACUUCCCUAAUUGAAUAACAUAUGUAAUUAGGCAUAGUUGUACAAAUAGGUCACUGGCUUAAAACAGUGUACAUGGUGUUCCAGCAGAAAUAGUUUGGUUACUGGCUAAACCUUUGGUUUGUGCUCAUGUAUUUUAACUGUUUCUUCGUUUUGUUUGUUUGAUAUC